Molecule: messenger RNA, 1954 nt
Organism: Triticum urartu
Lineage: Eukaryota; Viridiplantae; Streptophyta; Magnoliopsida; Poales; Poaceae
Source: RefSeq, a predicted model, not a curated record
AAAAAAAAUGUCUGCUGCAUCGGGCUAUGUUGCUGUCCCUCGCUGUCCGGUGAUCUUUGAUGGUACUAACUACACUGAGUUUACUGGCUUCAUGCGCAUUCACAUGCGUGGCAUCCGUCUUUGGGGUGUUCUUUCUGGCGAGGUCUGCUGUCUGCCACGUCCAGUUCCUCCGGUGGCUCCUACUCCGCCAACUCCAUCGGUUCUUCCUACGGAUGCUAAUCAGGCCGCCAAGGAUGCGGCUAAGGUUGCUGAUGAGGCUGUUGAUCGUGCUUAUGAUGAGAGGGUUUUGGCUUAUGAGGAGGCUCUUCAGACAUAUCAUGGUGCUCUGUCUGUUUACACCCAGUGGCUUGAUGAUGAUGCUCGUGCUGCAGCUGUUCUCACUGCUAGUGUUCUACCUCAGUUUGCUUCUGAAUUUCUGGGUCUUUCUACUGUCUUUGAGAUGUGGACCCGUCUUCGUGAGCGCUAUCAGCCCUCUGGUGAUGCCUUAUACCUCUCUGUGAUCCGUCAGGAGCAUGCUCUUCAGCAGGGUGACUCCACUGUUGAUGACUUUUAUGCACAGAGUUCUGCUAUCUGGCGCCAGCUUGAUUCUCUCCGUAGUGCUGGGUGUCAUACCUGCCCCUGUUGCCAGGCUGUCCAGGCCAAUUUGGAUUUUCAUCGCGUCUAUGAGUUCUUGUCUCGGCUCCGUAAGGAGUUUGAGCCCCGGCGUGCUCAGUUGUUUGCUCGUGGCCGUAUUUCUCUCAUGGAGGCGCUUUCUGAGAUUCGUGCUGAGGAGACUCGCUUACGUGGUGCUGGUUUGCUGGAGGUUCCCUCUGUGCUUACUACUCGUGCUCCUACGCCACUUGCUCCACCGACCCCUUCUCGCUCGAGUGCUCCGCCGCUCUUGCCCACUCCUUCUGGAGGCUCAGGUCGCCCCCGUCCACAUUGCGCCUAUUGCAACAAUAAUGGUCAUCUUGAGUCUCAGUGCUACACGAAGAAGAAACACCUGCGCAAGGCUCGAUCAUCAUCUUCCGGGACUUCGUCAUCUACCUCGACAGCUUCAGCCAUUGCUUUGACUGAGCAGGAUAUUCUGAGACUUAAGCGUCUGCUCGCGGCUUCAGGUUCUUCCUUGACGGGUACUGCCGGUUCUGUGACUGAUGCUUCCCGCACUGAGCAAUCACCCUCUACACAGUCAGGACCGUCACACGCACACUCUGGUUGGGGCUGGCCCUCGCCGCCGUGAUUCUCAGGGUCUUUGGGAGUUGGACUGGCUUCAUGUUCCUUCUGCUGCCACCACCAUCGCCAGUUCUUCCGCUUCUGUCGCCUCCGUCACUGGUUCCUUCCAGCAGUGGCAUCAUCGACUUGGUCAUCUGUGUGGUUCUCGGUUGUCUUCUUUAGUUCGUCGAGGCCUUCUGGGGUCUGUCUCAGGAGAUGUCUCUUUAGAGUGUCAGGGUUGUCAUCUUGGCAAGCAGAUUCAGUUACCAUAUUCACAUAGUGAGUUAGUGUCUAAGCGUCCUUUCGAUUUAGUCCAUUCUGAUGUAUGGGGUCCGGCCCCUUUCGCUUCGAAAGGUGGUCAUAAAUACUAUAUUAUUUUCAUAGAUGAUUUCUCUCGUUACACAUGGCUUUAUUUCAUGACUUCUUGUUCUGAGGUGUUGUCUAUUUAUAAGCGUUUUGCUGCCAUGGUUCAUACUCAGUUCUCUUCACCCAUUCGUGUUUUUCGUGCUGACUCCGCUAGCGAGUAUAUCUCUAAGAUGUUGCGUGGUGUUCUUGCUGAGCACGGGACUCUCUCUCAAUUCUCUUGUCCUGGUGCUCAUGCUCAGAAUGGUGUGGCUGAGCGAAAGCAUCGACAUCUUCUUGAGACGGCUCGUGCAUUGAUGAUUGCUGCCUCUCUCCCGCCUCAUUUUUGGGCUGAGGCCGUCUCCACAUCCACCUAUCUUAUCAAUAUACAGCCUUCCGCUGCUCUACAGGGUGGUGUUCC